Molecule: messenger RNA, 3352 nt
Organism: Pseudonaja textilis
Lineage: Eukaryota; Metazoa; Chordata; Lepidosauria; Squamata; Elapidae
Gene: ACO1
Product: aconitase 1
Source: RefSeq, a predicted model, not a curated record
GAGGAGCCUCUGAGGGGGCGGAGCAAGCAGUGGCGAGCACAGGGGGUCGUUUCUUUGCCCGAGCUGUCCCGGCGCCGCGCAGAACAGCCGCUGCUGUCGCCGCCGCCGCUUCUUCUGCAGCCGGUAGUAACAAAACUUUACAACCAUGAGCAACCCCUUUGCACAUCUCACGGAACCUCUGGACCUGGACCAGUCAGCAAAGAAGUUCUUCAAUCUGAAUCAUUUGAAAGAUGCCAGAUAUGCACAUUUACCAUUUUCUAUCAGAAUCUUGCUCGAGGCUGCAAUUCGCAACUGUGACGAGUUUCUUGUGAAGAAAAACGACGUUGAAAAUAUCCUCAACUGGAAAGUGAUGCAGCACAAAAAUAUUGAAGUGCCAUUUAAGCCUGCUCGGGUUAUUCUGCAAGAUUUUACAGGUGUCCCGGCAGUGGUUGAUUUUGCUGCUAUGCGUGAUGCAGUGAAGGCCCUGGAAGGUAACCCUGAGAAAAUCAACCCCGUGUGUCCUGCUGAUUUAGUCAUUGAUCAUUCCAUCCAGGUUGACUUUAAUAAAAGGCCAGAUAGUUUACAGAAGAAUCAAGAUUUGGAAUUUGAGAGAAACAAAGAACGAUUUGAGUUCUUGAAGUGGGGCUCUCAAGCCUUCCAGAACAUGAGAAUUAUUCCUCCAGGUUCAGGAAUUGUCCAUCAGGUGAAUUUAGAAUAUCUGGCAAGAGUUGUCUUUGAUCAGAAUGGAUUCUAUUAUCCAGACAGCGUUGUGGGUACCGAUUCACAUACCACAAUGAUUAAUGGCUUAGGUGUACUUGGCUGGGGUGUGGGUGGUAUUGAAGCUGAAGCGGUGAUGCUGGGCCAACCAAUCAGUAUGGUUCUUCCUGAAGUGAUUGGUUACAAAUUGAGCGGUAGUCCUCAGUCAUUGGUCACAUCCACAGACAUCGUGCUCACAGUUACCAAGCAUUUACGCCAAGUAGGGGUUGUGGGGAAAUUUGUCGAGUUCUUUGGACCUGGAGUUGCUCAGUUGUCCAUUGCUGAUCGAGCCACCAUUGCCAAUAUGUGUCCAGAAUAUGGAGCAACUGCUGCCUUCUUCCCAGUUGAUGAAGUUAGCAUCAAAUACUUAGUUCAAACUGGCCGUGAUCAAGAAAAGAUCAAUCAUAUAAGAAAGUACCUCAAGGCUACAGGAAUGUUUAGAGAUUUCAAUAACUCAUCUCAGGAUCCAGAUUUUACUCAGAUUGUAGAAUUGGACCUGCAAACUGUUGUGCCAUGUUGCAGUGGUCCUAAAAGACCGCAGGACAAGGUAGCUGUCUCUGACAUGAAGAAGGAUUUUGAGACCUGCUUGGGAGCAAAGCAAGGAUUUAAAGGUUUCCAGAUUGCCCCCGAAUAUCACAACCACCAUGUCCAGUUUGUCUACAAUGACAAGGAGUUUGAACUAACACACGGGUCAGUUGUGAUCGCGGCUAUUACUAGCUGUACCAACACUAGCAAUCCUUCUGUGAUGCUUGGAGCUGGUUUGCUUGCAAAGAAAGCUGUAGAAGCUGGGUUGACCGUGAAACCAUAUAUUAAAACUAGCUUGUCUCCAGGAAGUGGAGUAGUCACAUACUAUUUAAGAGAGAGUGGAGUGAUGCCUUAUCUUGCUCAACUAGGGUUUGAUGUGGUUGGCUAUGGGUGCAUGACAUGCAUUGGUAAUAGUGGGCCUUUGCCGGAAUCUGUUGUUGAAGCCAUUACUCAGGGAGACUUAGUAGCUGUAGGGGUGCUGUCUGGAAACAGGAACUUUGAAGGCCGUGUCCAUCCAAACACACGUGCUAAUUAUCUGGCCUCCCCUCCCCUGGUAAUCGCCUAUGCUAUUGCAGGGACUGUAAGGAUUGACUUUGAAAAGGAUCCUCUCGGUGUCAACGCACAAGGCAAAAAGAUCUUUCUGAAGGAUAUUUGGCCUCUGAGAGAGGAGAUCCAAGCCAUUGAACGUCAACAUGUAAUUCCAGGAAUGUUUAAAGAGGUCUACCAGAAAAUAGAGACAGUAAACAAAUCCUGGAAUGACCUAGAUGUCUCAUCAGACAAACUAUAUGCUUGGAAUCCAAAAUCCACAUAUAUUAAAUCUCCUCCAUUUUUUGAAAACCUGACCCUGGAGCUUCAUCCCCCUAAAUCUAUAGUGGAUGCCUAUGUCCUGCUGAAUCUCGGUGAUUCUGUGACAACUGACCAUAUCUCUCCUGCAGGGAAUAUAGCAAGAAACAGUCCGGCUGCCCGUUACUUGACUAGCAGAAGUCUCACCCCUCGAGAAUUCAACUCGUACGGUUCGCGCCGGGGCAAUGAUGCUGUCAUGGCAAGAGGAACAUUUGCAAACAUACGCCUAUUUAACAAAUUCCUUAAGAAGCAGGCCCCGCAAACUAUCCACUUCCCGUCUGAUGAAACUCUGGACGUAUUUGAUGCUUCUGAGAGAUACCAACAAGCCAACCACCCACUUAUCAUAUUGGCCGGCAAGGAAUAUGGCUCAGGAAGCUCCCGGGACUGGGCUGCCAAGGGGCCUUUCCUGCUGGGUAUCAAAGCAGUUCUUGCAGAAAGCUAUGAGAGGAUUCACCGCAGUAAUCUGGUGGGCAUGGGAGUCAUCCCGCUACAGUAUCUCCCCGGCCAGGAUGCAGAGUCUCUAGGAUUGACAGGGCGGGAACGUUACACAAUCCUUAUUCCGGAGGACCUGAUGCCUGGAAUGAAUAUCCAGAUCAAAUUGGACACAGGAAAAACUUUUCAAGCCAUCAUGAGGUUUGACACAGACGUGGAGCUCACCUAUUUUCGUAAUGGCGGCAUCUUGAACUAUAUGAUUCGCAAAAUGGCAUCUUAACCCCCAAAUGAAGCACUGCUCAUAUCCAAAAAAACCCUUUUUCAAAGGACAAAGGAUCAGAAUUAUAAAUGCUGUAAUUAUGAGAAAAAAAAAACCAAAAUAUACAGUAACAAGAGAAUUAUGUGCAGUUUUCCCCAGCUUAUUAGGACUACAAAGUCCACUUUCUGGGCUGGCUGGUGCUCCUGGGGGGAUGUGAUUUCAGCAGAAUUGAAGGGAAAGGCUUGUAAAGGGUUUUUUACACUGUCAACCCUUUGGCCGCUUGUCUGAUUUAUGUGUAUUUUUGAACUACUCCUUUCUACAGUACUGUUUUUCAUCCAUUUAUUUUGUACUUGUAGAUGGAACAAAAAACUUUUCUCACCUACAUAUGUGGAGGCUAGAUUCUUUUCAACAUUUUAUACAGCCAUUAACAGUACCAGUUCCUUUUCCUGCCUGCCUGCCUCAGAAGUUACUAACCCAGCACUAUUGCAUUAAAAGCGCUUAUCAAAAUCCCUCCUUGAAAUUUUAAUACUGCAAAAAUGAUUAAAUGACUCGGCUCUU